AUGGUGUCGGGCGCCAUCUCCAACAAUGAUGAGGUGGCCCACAUGGAUGAAGUGAAGAAUCUGUCAAGCCACCAGUGGUGUUACACCACCUCCAGCAACUUCAGCCUCCUCCUGUCUGUCCUCAUGUGGGGUCCCAUUUCCCAUCCCAACUUCAUCAGCAGGAGCCAACUGAUCAUCUUCUUUGUCACCAGACGCCAGCCAAACAUCCUUAGGAAUGCCAAAGCAAACAACAGAAAAAUAGAUUUAGUUUGCCAAGACCCCAGUCAACUGAAAACAGGCAGAAGUGCUGCCUACAUCCUCAGGUAUCAAUGGCUAGAGUAUACCGAUGAUGAUGAGAGCCCAGAGAAAGUUUGCAACUGCUCAGCAAUUCUGCUGGGAGAGGAGGAGGAAAUACAGCAAUCCAAAUUACUGUCCAUCAGCAAAGACUUCCAGAAGAGUACUCAGAUCCCUGAUGAGUAUUAUAUCAAUGCGACCAAAGACUGCAGUAAAUUCAAGACAAGCAGGAAAUAUAUAACAUUCCCAUUAAGCGAGGAAGAAGAGGACUUUCCACUAGCUUACUCGAUGGUUGUCCAUCACAAGGUUCACAGCUUUGAGCGACUACUGCGAGCUAUCUACGCACCUCAAAAUAUUUAUUGUGUCCAUGUGGACAAAAAAUCACCAGCCUCAGUCUUUAUUGCCAUCAAUGCCAUUACGUCCUGUUUCCCAAAUGUGUUCAUGGUCAGCAAGGCUGUGAAUGUGGUCUACGCUGGAUGGACACGUGUACAGGCUGAUCUUAACUGCAUGGCUGAUCUCUAUAACACCAGUACGACAUGGAAAUACUUCAUCAACCUCUGUGGUCAGGAUUUCCCUCUAAAAACUAACUUGGAAAUUGUGAAAGCUUUGCGUUCACUAAAAGGAGGUAACAGUAUGGAGUCGGAGGAAAUGCCUCAAGGAAAGAAGGGAAGGGUGACAAAUGUUCACGAAGUAGUAGAUGGACAAAUGCAGCGAACAGGAAAAACAAAGGAUCCAGCUCCCUUCAAUCUGCCCAUACUAUCAGGAAAUGCCUACAUUGUGGUCAACCGAGGUUACGUUCGCAGUGUUUUGGAAGACAAGCGAAUACAGGCCCUCAUUGAGUGGGCCAAAGACACCUACAGUCCUGAUGAGUUUCUGUGGGCAACAAUACAGCGAAUACCUGGUGUUCCUGGCUCAACAUGGCCCAACCGUAAAUUUGACAUGACAGACAUGAAUGCAAUUGCACGGAUGGUGAAGUGGCAUUGGCACGAGGGGUCAGAGGAUUCUCUGCAAGCAGUAUACCCAGAAUGUAAAGGCCACCAUGUCAGAUCAAUAUGUGUGUAUGGUGCUGGAGACCUGCAGUGGUUGAUUGAACAGCAUCACCUUUUUGCCAAUAAGUUUGAUGCAGACAGAGAUCUCAUUGCUAUCUACUGCUUGGAGAAAUAUCUGAGACACAAGGCACUGAUAGAGUUAGUUUAGGUGGAGAGUUAAUUAUCUAUUAUGAAAGACAAUUCUAAUAGAUAAUAAAACUAUAAACACAUUCUUGGGUAGUGUUGGAUCAUAAUUGUUAUAGAUGUGUUAUAAGUGUUGUGAAGAUUUUCGGCAUUUACAACAGUUUCUGUUUAUGUCCUUUGCUUUAAAUGUGGUGUCAGUGCUUUCCUGAGAUGAGGUUAAAUGGGGUUGGCUGCUCCUAUCUCUGUCGGCUGCUGGCUCCUGGGGGUUGUUAUUGUGAUUUCCCACCCACAUUAUCAAGUACAUUUUGUUACAAAUGCCACCACCUGAUGUAGCUCAUAAAACAACAUCCUCUGCAUAAAGCAGAGAUGAGAUUCUGAGGCUGAAGUCUGAAUCUUUCUGUCUGUCAGAUUCCUUGAAGCACUGGCUGAGGAAGAGGUGUGGCACCAAUAUAUCCACUUGAGCUUCUUAAUUAACCAUAGACCCAUAUUUAAUGCAUCUGAAAGUCUGACGCUAACCAAUACUGAAAAAACAAAGUACAAUACACAUCACAAAUACAUUUCAAAAUGCAGUUUUAAGAUACUUUAUGGUUAUUUUACAAGGACAACAACAUUACGGUGCCAGGAUACGGACUCACGCCUAAUAGUAUAAAUACAACAAAGGAAUUUAAAAAAAAAAAAAUGUAUGCAGAGGUAAUAAUAAGAAGUUGAAUUGAUAAAAAGGAAACACAAUAAAUAGAUAAAUAAUAACAUAACAAAUAUUCACAUAAAAUAGUCUUAUAUUCAGUGGUUUUUGAUUUCAGUGCUCAGUGUGGAUAUGCCUGUAUGGCAAAAACUGUUCAUGAAUCAAUUGGUGUGAGUUUUUAUGGAUCUUUAUCACUUACCAGAAGAUAAGAGUUCAGAAAGGUUGAAGGCCGGAUGGAAACGGUCUUUGAGGACAUUACAUGACUUCUACAAAUAGUGAGAGGUGAAGAUGUCAAUCAUGGCUGGUAGGUGGGAGUUGGAGAUACCUUGUGCAGUUUCUAAAAUUUGCUGCAGAGCCUUCCUAUCAGCUUCAGAAAUUUUCCUGUACCAUACAAGGACACCCUGUCAGGACACUCUCAAUGGUGCAGCGGUGGUAAGACACCAGCAGGAACUGUGAGAGGUUCAUUAGCCUCUUUAUAGCAUCCUAAGGCAUUUCCCCAUUACAAUAGCCCCUGCUUUGAAAGAUCACUGUCCCAAGGACCACUUAAUGCCUAAACACAUUUUCAGUCAAAAAUUACAUAUUAUAUCAGACAUCUGUAGGUUUCUAGUAACGUUUUGACACUGUGGAAAAUGAAAUGGAUUAGGAUGCUUUUCUGCCGGGCUGCACUUGAAUUAUGCCAAACUCCUGUGUCAAAACUGCGUCUCUACUAUUGACCAAGUGCCUAAGCUAUUGGGUUCUAUGCUCCCAUUUAUACAUGUUAUACAUGAGUUUGCGUUUAAUCAUUAGUUAUUAUUGAUCUCUGGCUCUCUUCCACAGCAUGUUUUUUGCCCUGUCUUUCUCCCCUCAUCCCCAACUGGUGCGGUAGAUGGCUCAAUCCUGAGCUUGGUCCUGCCAGAAGUUUCUUCCUGUUAAAAGUGACUUCUUCCUUUCCACUGUCACAAAAGUGCUUGCUCAUAGGCGGGGGGUCUGAUUAUUGGGGUUUUCUCUGCAUUAUUGUAGGGUUUUUACAUUAAAAUAUAAAGCGCAUAGAGGUGACUGUUGUUAUUUGCUGCUUUAAAAAUACAUUUUAUGAUUAUAUUCAGUAAAUUUAUUAAAUUUAUCCACGUUUAUCUAAAUUUAAAUAUAUUAAAACAAUACCAUUAUUAAUCUAGCAUGGCAGAAGGUAAUUUUGUAUCAUAUCCAAUAAUUUGCACCUCUUACUUGAAAAACACAAACUCAUUUUAGCUUUGAACCUGAACUCAGUGCCCACGUGGCUUGCAUAGAUAAAAACAGUGGGAAGAAAACAUUUCCUUUUAACAGGAAGAAACUUCUGAGAAGAGGUGGUGGUAGAACAUUCCAGGGAAAAAUGCUCCUGCUAAACAAGUUAAAGCAGCGAGUAAAGUUCUUUUAUAUCUAAUUAAUACCAAUUCCCUGUAUAUAACACAAUGUUUUCUUUUAUUGAUCAUUGCAAUUAUUUGUAAAUUACUAGAAAAAUUAGGGAAAACAGUGUUUCAGAGGAACACAUUUUUAAUGAAGUAAGUAAUUUUACAUAUUUUACAACAAAUGAAUACCAUGCAAGCCACAAAUAAACAAACAUGUACAAAUAAAUAAAGCGAUAUGGUCUAACUUGCACAGUGGACACUUUCUACAAAGUAUCUCGCUAAAUAAUAUACACGGUAUUUCCUCACCAGCACCCAAGAAUGUCUCUCUGUCUCUCUCUAGUACAGUACUAGCACAGUGAUCUGCUUUUGGGUGUAUGUGUGUCAGAGUAAUUUCAAACUAAAAGCAUGCAACACACAACUUCUGCUACAGAACAGCUCUUCUACUUUAUUCUCACAGUGACACAAAGCGUGAAAGCCUUGUAAACAUUUCAUAUAAAGAUUGACUGAGGUGCUAAAUGAGAUGGUGACAUAAUGUCAAUCCUUACUGUAAAAGGAGAGGCCCAGACCUUUGAAAACUAUUUCAAAUCAGGUUGGCUGUUCUAUUUCCUGUCAGUGUGGACAGAAGGGUUUUAUGUGUGCAAACAAAAAUGUUAGCAAAAAGACGGGAUGUUGAAGCAUUAAUUAAAAUAACAUGCAGAAUUCAUAUUUUCUACUCAUUUUAGGACUACAUGUAUAAAGACAAAUACUUCAUGUAUACUGAAUGUUGAUUAGUAAGUGGCAUCCCGUGCCAGAUCGCAGAUCCAGUGUCUAACACAGAUUGCUGUGUUAGCUUAGUUUUACCUACUCUGACAUAAUUUAAUUUGAAAAUACUUCAAUAAAAGUCUUUAAACUAAA
Messenger RNA from Oreochromis aureus, 4382 nucleotides. RefSeq names its product beta-1,3-galactosyl-O-glycosyl-glycoprotein beta-1,6-N-acetylglucosaminyltransferase-like. Gene Ontology annotation, molecular function: beta-1,3-galactosyl-O-glycosyl-glycoprotein beta-1,6-N-acetylglucosaminyltransferase activity. Gene Ontology annotation, cellular component: membrane. NCBI's taxonomy places the organism in Eukaryota, Metazoa, Chordata, Actinopteri, Cichliformes, Cichlidae. The transcript is spliced from 7 exons. The record is from RefSeq and is a predicted model, not a curated record. The coding region runs from base 1 to 1470 and encodes 489 amino acids.